Molecule: messenger RNA, 1188 nt
Organism: Ochotona princeps (American pika)
Lineage: Eukaryota; Metazoa; Chordata; Mammalia; Lagomorpha; Ochotonidae
Gene: HMGB2
Product: high mobility group box 2
Exons: 5
Coding region: 176-808 (210 amino acids)
Biological process (GO): regulation of transcription by RNA polymerase II
Cellular component (GO): nucleus
Molecular function (GO): DNA binding, bending
Source: RefSeq, a predicted model, not a curated record
GGCGUGGCCUGUGGCCGGGCUCGUCAAGUUGCCGUGGCGCGGAGAAGUCUGCAAAACAAGAGGCUGGGGAUUGCGUUGGCGAGAAACCAGUUCACGCCGGAGCCCGGGGCGGGAAGCGUCGCUGCGCGGGACUCGUGAGGAAAAACUCGCAGCAGGUGGCCGCCGUUCCGUCGUCAUGGGUAAAGGAGACCCCAACAAGCCGAGGGGCAAGAUGUCCUCCUACGCCUUCUUCGUGCAGACGUGCCGGGAGGAGCACAAGAAGAAGCAUCCGGACUCCUCGGUCAACUUCGCCGAGUUCUCGAAGAAAUGCUCGGAGAGAUGGAAGACCAUGUCUGCCAAGGAGAAGUCCAAGUUUGAAGACAUGGCCAAAAGCGAUAAAGCGCGCUAUGACCGGGAGAUGAAAAAUUACGUCCCCCCCAAAGGCGACAAGAAGGGAAAGAAAAAAGAUCCCAAUGCUCCCAAGAGACCGCCAUCUGCCUUCUUCCUGUUUUGCUCUGAACAUCGCCCAAAGAUCAAAAGCGAACACCCAGGGCUGUCCAUUGGGGAUACUGCAAAGAAAUUGGGUGAGAUGUGGUCUGAACAGUCAGCCAAAGAUAAACAGCCCUACGAACAGAAGGCAGCUAAGCUAAAGGAGAAGUAUGAAAAGGAUAUUGCUGCAUACCGUGCCAAGGGCAAGAGUGAAGCAGGAAAGAAGGGUCCUGGUAGGCCUACCGGCUCAAAGAAGAAGAGUGAACCAGAAGAUGAGGAGGAAGAAGAAGAGGAGGAAGAAGAUGAAGAUGAGGAGGAAGAGGAUGAAGAUGAAGAAUAAAUGGCUCUCUUGUAAUGAUGUGUGUGGAAUGUGCGUGUGUGCUCAGGCAAUUGUUUUGCUAAGAAUGUGAAUUCAAGUGCAGCUCAAUAUUAGCUUCAGUAUAAAAACUGUACAGAUUUUUGUAUAGCUGAUAAGAUUCUUUGUAGAGAAAAUACUUUUUUUUUUUAAUGCAGGUUGUAGCUAUUUGAGGGGCUACUACAUAGUUAGAUUUUUAAAGCUUCUGAUGUUGAAUGUUCCUAAAUAUUUAAUGGUUUCUUUAAUUUCUUUUGUAUGGUAGCACAGCAAACUUGUAGCGAUUAGUAUUAAUAGAAUUUUUUUUUUUUAGGAUGUUGCAUUGUUUUUUUUUUUUAAAAAUUUUUGUAAUAAAAUUAUGUAUGUUA